UAGGAGAGCGUUUGAUUGUUUGGUAUCUUUUGGAUCUUGGGAGUUGGAGAUAGUGUGCGCCCCGAUAAGAUCUUUCCAAACAUCAUCCUUGCGUCGAAGACACAUUCCUCGAUCACUGUCGACCAUGGCGAGACCCUUGGAGAAGCCGUUUGCCGAGGCAACCACAACGCCGUCGUUGUAUGGAAGAGGCACCGUGUCCAUCUGUCGUCGAGGCAACAAUGGAUCCAUCCUCGUGGCCGCCAUAAAUCGACCAAAGGUCAAAAAUGCCUUGAAUGACGACGUCUACGAGGACCUGAUAGAAGUGUUGGAACAAGCCAAGAACGAUCCCUCCAUUGCGGCAGUGGUGUGGACGGGCGCUGGAACCUACUUUUCUUCCGGUGCCGAUGUCAAUGAUGGGCAUUUCGAAACUGCAAACAAGAAAAAGGCAGUCACAGAAUCCAUUCUCCAAAAACCGGGAGGCCGCUUCAUGAUUGCCAUUGUUUCCUUCCCCAAAGUGCUCUGUGCGGCGGUGCAAGGACCUGUAAUAGGCAUUGCGGCCACGGCACUCAUGCAAUGUGAUUUGGUAUUCUUCUCCGAUAAAGCAUUCUUUUGGGCUCCCUUUUCUAGGUUGGCGCUAGUGCCAGAGCUAACUUCCUCCGCCACGUUUCUGGAGACCAUGGGAUUGUCCAAGGCGAACGAACUCCUCUUGUUGGGAAAACGCAUCAAUGCCCAAACGGCUCUGGAGUGGGGCAUUUGCUCUCGCGUGAUGAGCGACUGCGACACGGGAGGCGACCCAUUUCAUCCCCACAGUCUGGCCAGUCGUAUGUGUGCCGAAUUGGACCAAAACCUAUUGUCGUUACCCAAUGGGCAUGCCACGGCACAAGUGUUUACCGAUUUGGUCAAAGGAGCACGCCGUUCUCGCAUGCAUCAGGUACUCCUACGAGAGCUGGCAGUGUUGGAUCAGAGGUUUCAAAAUGGUGAAGUGGUAGAGGCAGCCAAGCAACUCGUCAUUGGGGGCACCAAGAAUAAAACACCGAGGAGUCGGUUGUAAUGUAAAAAGAUGUGAGGCUGUAUCCAUUGUAGAAAGCAUGAUCAUCUCCCC
This is a messenger RNA of Seminavis robusta, 1081 nucleotides long. The record is from the annotation of a GenBank genome assembly. NCBI's taxonomy places the organism in Eukaryota, Bacillariophyta, Bacillariophyceae, Naviculales, Naviculaceae.